AUGCAGGGUGGCCCGUUACCGGGGGACACGGCCAGCGAGACCCAGGGCCGCGGCGGUGAGAAGGAGCCUCAGCACUCCUCCGCACCCCACCUCCAGGGACCCAGGCCUGGCCCUGUGGGACAAACGCUACCCGGACUGGAGACACUGCCAGGGCUGGUGGUCAGCACGGGGGACGAGGACGACACUCGACCUCUGACCCUGCCCAGUCCCCAUCACCGUGGUGCCCUCUCUGCCUCGCACCUCACCUGGUGCCCACCCUGCAGGCUGGCCACUCCUGGUCUCCAGGACACGGGGGGCGGGGGGCCUAAGCCCCUGAGGAGCCCCCUCUGGUACCUGCUAGCCUGGUCCUUCCCCCAGGAACCCAAGUCUGUGACACCCCAGGCCCCUGCCCACCCAGAAGGAGCCUGGGGGAUUGAGGACCCUGCAGGUGCCCCCAGCCUGGAUGCUGGAAAAGCAGGUCCCCUGCAAGAGAUGCAGAAGCCCAGAGGCCAUGACCCUUCCUGGGGCACUGGUGGUGGCUGCCUGCCCCUGGACAGACACCCUGGGCUCUGCCUGAGAACUGUGCUGCGCGCACUGUUGCACCGUGCAGCGGAAAGUACGGCUCACAAGGUGCAGCACUGUGACCAGAGCUGGGAAAACCAGGUACAGCAGGCUUCCGGCUGGGGCCCGUACCACCUCGGCAGCCGCUCUGGGGGUCUGCGCCAGCCUCGCCAAGCCUCCAGCCGGGAGGAGCAGUGCUUCCUGGCAGCUGCCACCCCGGGGGUGGUCAUCCUGGGCAUCACAAACCGCAGAAGCAGUACUGGGCCCCCGGACGCAGAGAUGGUGCAGGUGCAGCGAAAGGGGCGGGGCACGCUCCAGGUGCACAGGAGAGCGGCCCCAGGCACCCGCACGCCGCCGCGCCGCCCCGCGCCGCCCACCCUCAGCUCCAGGCCGGCCGAGGUGAAGGUGCUGCUCAGCCUGCAGGCAGCGGCGGCCGGGCCCAGCACCCGGCGUGGCGGCACCUGCCCCAGAUUAGAUUCUCCUUUCUCAUUACCGCCACCCUGCGCGGACCUCCCGAGCCCCGCUCCCUCCCCUGCACGCGAUGGCCCAACUACCCGGAAGCUCUGGGUACGGGAUGGAGAGGGGCCCCUGCCCCGUCUGAGGCUCCCGGAGACCCCCGCGGGAUCAUUGCCCGAGGUAAUUGCAAAGGACCCGUCCUUGCGCGGAGCAGGCUCCGGGGACGCAGCGGGGAGGCGCGCACUCACCCCGGGGACGCGCGCGCGCUCCUCCGCCGGCUCCCACCUGGGUCCCCCGGAGGCGAUCGGCUCCUCGGCGGCGGCGGCCGAAGCAGGAGGGCGACGCGGGCACCAGGCUGCACCGAGGGCCGCGGGGCCCGUCCCGCAAGAACGCAGCGUGCACAAACACUCGGGGGCGGGCGCCGACCGAGGGCUGAGACCCUGCGCCAGCGCCAACAGGCGCCCGGGGAGACCGCGCGCGGCGGGACCGAGGCCGCGGGGCGCGCGCGAGGGGCCGGGACCUGCGCGGCUUGGAGUCCACGCGAGCCCAACCGGAGCUGCGGGGCCGGGAGCCGCGGGGCCGCUCAGCCCGAGCCUGCGCUGGGCGGAGGCAAGACAGGGCCUGGGGGAGGACGUCCCGGCCACCUCGGGGCUCCCGGCCCGCGCCCCCUCCCCCCGGACCUCCGCGGCCUGGACCCGCGGUCCUUUAAAGCCUGGCUGUCUCCUCCCUCUUCGCGAGGAGGCGGCGCGCGGUUCCAGGCCUGGGGGGCUCGGCCACACUGCAGACCCGCUGCUACAGCCUGCGCCGCGGCCCCGCGCGUCCGGCCGUCCGGCCGCCGCUCGUUCUAGUGACCCCUACAAGGCAGAUGAGGCCGAGGCCAACGGCUACAGCAGCAGCGGCCACAGUCCGAGUGCGGACAGCGGGGAUGAGGCGCCUGAUGAGGAGGCCGAGGAUGCCUUGAGGGGAGGUGGCGGCCAUGCGGCCCGCGGGUCGGGCUGCUCUGGAGCGGCAGAGACAGAGGCAGCCGCUGGCGCCGUCGGAGAGGCUUCAGUUCCCGCGCCCCGUGGGACCUCACCUGGAGCCCCAGGCACACCGGGAGCAUCGACUGCGACAGCAGCGUCGACAGCGGGUGGCACAGGGACGGGCCAGCAGGUCACAGCAGCCAAACCUAAGCGGAAGCGCACAGGCUCCGACUCCAAGUCAGGGAAGCCCAGACGUGCGCGCACCGCCUUCACCUACGAGCAGCUCGUGGCGCUGGAGAACAAGUUCAAGGCCACGCGCUACCUGUCGGUGUGUGAGCGCCUCAACCUGGCGCUGUCGCUCAGCCUCACCGAGACGCAGGUGAAGAUCUGGUUCCAGAACCGCCGGACCAAGUGGAAGAAGCAGAACCCGGGGGCCGACACCAGCGCACCCACGGGUGGUGGCGGGGGUGCCGGGCCUGGCGCGGGGCCGGGCACGGGGCUGCCGGGCGGGCUCAGCCCACUCAGCCCGUCGCCACCACUGGGUGCGCCGCUUGCCAUGCAUGGCCCCGCGGGGUACCCAGCGCAUGGCCCUGGUGGGCUGGUGUGCACUGCGCAGCUGCCCUUCCUGUCUGGCCCGGCUGUGCUGUCCCCUUUUGUGCUGGGCUCGCAGACCUACGGCACACCCGCCUUCUACGCACCGCACCUCUGA
Messenger RNA from Chinchilla lanigera (long-tailed chinchilla), 2667 nucleotides. RefSeq names its product NK1 homeobox 1 (gene Nkx1-1). The record is from RefSeq and is a predicted model, not a curated record. Gene Ontology annotation, molecular function: RNA polymerase II cis-regulatory region sequence-specific DNA binding; DNA-binding transcription factor activity, RNA polymerase II-specific. NCBI's taxonomy places the organism in Eukaryota, Metazoa, Chordata, Mammalia, Rodentia, Chinchillidae. The coding region runs from base 1 to 2667 and encodes 888 amino acids. Gene Ontology annotation, cellular component: nucleus. Gene Ontology annotation, biological process: regulation of transcription by RNA polymerase II; cell differentiation. The transcript has 11 exons.